This is a messenger RNA of Mastomys coucha (southern multimammate mouse), 5122 nucleotides long. It is a transcript of the gene Dtna, whose product is annotated as dystrobrevin alpha. Lineage: Eukaryota; Metazoa; Chordata; Mammalia; Rodentia; Muridae. The coding region runs from base 570 to 2819 and encodes 749 amino acids. The record is from RefSeq and is a predicted model, not a curated record. Gene Ontology annotation, biological process: synaptic signaling. Gene Ontology annotation, cellular component: plasma membrane; synapse. The transcript has 26 exons. Gene Ontology annotation, molecular function: zinc ion binding.
GAGAUCAUAGCUUCAGGAUCCUCAGGAAACCCUGGUACAGGCAGCAGCCAGCCUCCGCUGUGCCCACAUGACCCACAACUCUGGCAGCGGACCCGGCACUUCCAACAUUACUAAAUAAUCAGAGAGCGGCUCCCACUCCGGGCCCGCACCUCCCUGCAGACGCUGGACACCUUCUAAGAGUUUGGCGAGUGGGUGACCCAGGCGCCGGUCCAUCGCAAGAUAAAUAGGAUUUACAAGACCCUGAAAGCACUUGAGAAGUCUUCAAAUGCCACAAUCAACUGAUAUUUCAAAGAAAACAAAAUAGAUGGUUCUAGAAAGUCCAUGCUGUUUCUUCAUUGAAUUUUAGCUGGAUUCAUCGCUGCCAUGGCAACAGACCACAUGAUGAGGUGUAUUGGAUUGCUGUGUUGAGCACAAGGGGAGGAAUGAACACAGCUUUUUAUUGAAGUUAAAGGUUACUUUGGAGUUUCUUCCCGGGAAGUGUGUAAGGUCCGGUACAUUAGCGUUCAGCAGAUGUAGCGCUUGUGCAGAAGAAUUAGAAGCAUGUUGGUGCAUUAAACUACAAAACCAGAAUGAUUGAAGAUAGUGGGAAAAGAGGAAAUACCAUGGCAGAAAGAAGACAGCUGUUUGCAGAGAUGAGGGCUCAAGAUCUGGAUCGCAUCCGACUUUCCACCUACAGAACAGCAUGCAAGCUGAGAUUUGUGCAGAAGAAAUGCAAUUUGCACCUGGUGGACAUUUGGAACGUCAUCGAAGCAUUGCGGGAAAAUGCUUUGAAUAACCUGGACCCAAACAUAGAACUCAAUGUGGCCCGCCUGGAGGCAGUGCUCUCCACCAUUUUCUACCAACUCAACAAGCGGAUGCCAACCACUCACCAAAUCCACGUGGAACAGUCCAUCAGUCUCCUGCUGAACUUCCUGCUCGCAGCCUUUGACCCGGAAGGCCAUGGUAAAAUCUCAGUAUUUGCUGUCAAAAUGGCUUUGGCUACAUUGUGUGGAGGAAAGAUCAUGGACAAGUUGAGAUAUAUUUUCUCAAUGAUCUCUGACUCCAGUGGAGUGAUGGUGUAUGGGAGAUAUGACCAGUUCCUUCGGGAAGUUCUCAAACUACCCACAGCAGUUUUUGAAGGUCCUUCAUUUGGUUACACAGAACAGUCAGCCAGAUCCUGUUUCUCCCAACAGAAAAAGGUCACCUUAAAUGGCUUCUUGGACACGCUCAUGUCAGACCCUCCUCCACAGUGUCUAGUGUGGCUGCCUCUUCUGCAUCGAUUGGCAAAUGUAGAAAAUGUCUUCCAUCCAGUCGAGUGUUCUUACUGUCACAGUGAGAGCAUGAUGGGAUUCCGAUACCGAUGCCAACAGUGUCACAACUACCAACUUUGCCAGGACUGCUUCUGGAGGGGCCAUGCCGGAGGUUCUCAUAGCAACCAGCACCAAAUGAAGGAGUAUACAUCGUGGAAAUCACCUGCUAAGAAGCUAACGAAUGCAUUAAGCAAGUCCCUGAGCUGUGCUUCAAGCCGUGAACCUUUGCACCCCAUGUUCCCAGACCAGCCUGAAAAACCACUCAACUUGGCUCACAUCGUUGAUACUUGGCCUCCAAGACCUGUAACCAGUAUGAAUGACACACUCUUCUCCCACUCUGUUCCCUCCUCAGGAAGUCCUUUCAUCACCAGGAGCUCUCCUCCCAAGGACAGUGAAGUAGAACAGAACAAAAUGCUGGCUAGGGCUGCUCCAGCCUUUCUGAAAGGCAAAGGGAUACAUUACAGCCUGAACAUGGCAGACAGGCUAGCUGAUGAACAUGUUCUCAUUGGGCUUUAUGUCAACAUGCUCCGGAACAACCCAUCAUGUAUGCUUGAGAGUUCAAACCGGCUUGAUGAAGAACACAGGCUGAUCGCCAGGUAUGCCGCACGACUGGCAGCAGAGUCCUCCUCAUCCCAGCCCACACAGCCGAGGAGUGCCCCUGACAUCUCCUUCACCAUCGAUGCAAAUAAACAGCAAAGGCAGCUGAUUGCAGAGCUAGAGAACAAGAACAGAGAAAUCUUACAAGAGAUUCAGAGACUUCGAGUAGAACACGAGCAAGCUUCUCAGCCCACACCCGAGAAGGCUCAGCAGAACCCAACCUUACUGGCAGAACUCCGGCUCCUCAGACAGCGCAAGGAUGAGCUAGAACAAAGGAUGUCUGCUCUCCAGGAGAGCCGGAGAGAGCUGAUGGUCCAGUUGGAAGGUCUCAUGAAGCUCCUGAAGGAAGAAGAACUGAAGCAGGGAACCCAGGGGGCAGGCUCCCCACGUUCUUCCCCCAGCCACACCAUCAGCAGGCCAAUCCCCAUGCCCAUCCGGUCAGCAUCUGCCUGCUCCACACCAACGCACACCCCACAGGACUCCCUCACUGGGGUAGGGGGAGAUGUGCAAGAGGCGUUUGCACAAAGUUCAAGAAGGAAUCUAAGGAAUGACUUGCUGGUGGCUGCAGACUCCAUCACCAAUACCAUGUCCUCUCUGGUGAAGGAGCUGAAUUCAGAGGUGGCAAGUGAAACAGAAAGCGCUGUGGAAUCCGAGUUUGCGAGAACUCAGUUUGAGCAUCUGGUUCCGUCUCCAACCUCUGAGAAGGCUUUUCUAGCCCAAAUCCACGCCCGGAAACCUGGGUACAUUCACGGUGGAGCUACAAGUUCCAUGCAUGGUGACAUGGUUCCGGAAGACGGGGAUCCUUACACACAACCCGAGGAUGGCAACUAUGAGAAUGAGUCUGUACGGCAGCUGGAGAAUGAGCUGCAGAUGGAGGAGUACCUGAAGCAGAAGCUGCAGGAUGAGGCCUACCAGGUCAGCUUGCAAGGUUGAAUGCAAUCCCCUUUUCUCACUCUCCUCUCAAGCAAGCUAUAGUCAGACAGCUGAGGAAAGAUCCAUGCCAUCCGGUGGUGGAGAGAGCUGCGCCCACCCGACAGAGAGGAGGACCACAGCCUGGAAGCAGCCUCACCCUCGCUCACUCGCCUUGGAGAGAAAGCCACCACACCCAGCAGCUCCAACAACCCCCUCCCCUAAAGAUGUGUUCAGAUGCCUGUAGUGCAGCUAGCUUUCCGUUCUAGACUCUGUAGUUCCUAGGUGUGUGCUUUAGAAGGGGGGUGGGGGCUCGAGACUUCUGUUCCUAGAUAAUUUCUCAACUCCAUCUUCUAUAACAUGGCUCAUCCCUGGUUCAAAGCAAACCCCCCACACACACACAGGCUGAGAGCCUGCUGCUGUUACACACAGAACAGCAGUGUUAACGAGCAUUUUAAACCUUUGCACAUAAUAUUGAACCCGUUCAGUUUACAAUGACAAUAUUAAUACUGUUUGUAGCUAGAAUUUUCAUUUCUAGAUUCUUUGAGGUUUUAGCAAAGACAGUUUUAUUAUAUACUAUACAGUUUUCUCCCCACAGCAACUGGGAGGGGGCAGGGGGGGAUGACAAUCUACACUAGGAUUUGGUUUCUGAAUGUCCAAACUCAGGACCCAGGAGCCAAGAAGGGUCCUUGGCCUGCCCAUGUCCCCAAGUCCCUCUGAGAAAUGAUUUAAAUCUACUAACAGGAAUAAUGGGUUCUUGGGAGCUUAUUUCCAACCUGGAUUGUUUUCCUUCAACAUAUUCUAAUGAAUCAGCCAUAGAAUUUAGUGUAAAUACUUUUUCCAAAUAGAUAUCAUAUUCAAAAAAAAAAUGAAAGAGAGACAACAUUCAAGUGAUAUAGAAUCUAGUUUUUAAAAUCAGCACAGAUCUUCUUUAAAAACUGUGAACUAUGUUUUGGAAUACUCGUUACUAAAGCUGUUUAUAAACCACAGGUGCCAUAAGAUCCCCCAACGGACUACAGUUAUCUGCACUCCUCCACGUCUUGCUCUCCACAUUGUAUCUUUAGGAAGCAUGUCUUACACAGCACUGCUCAUUGACAAGUUCCUUCAUCGGUAGUCCCGAGGCCUUCAGCUUUAAAUGUAUGGGCUUAAAGUGCGCUUGCUCUGCUUUUCUUUCUGAAUGUUGGUUGCCUUACCUGGCCACCUGGUGUUCUGCAUGCGGCAGUUGUGUGGGCAUGUGAAAGGAGUCAGACAAGCUCUUCAGUGUGGUAUUGGGAUUUCACACUCAGUUGGAAGCUGGUGUGUAAAAGAACUGUCAAAGACAAGAGGAUAAGAGCCUGUGGACUGACGGUCCCCUCCUUGAGGCCGCUCAUUAGAGAGACCUCAGAGGAACCUCCCUUAGCAAUUCUGGGGAAACUGCAAAAGUAACUGAUUGUUUCAAGAUCUGAUGUAUAAGAAAAAGAAAAAGCCAGACACCUACUGGCUGUCUUAAAACCAGACGCCUCUCCGGAACUCCUGGGUUUUUUCUUCUAAAAGAGAGAAGGGAACAUCAUUUCAGAACAGUGAUUUGCUCAGAGUGUGUCUGUGAAACCAGCAAUGUUAAUGUCACCCAGAAGUCUUACCAAUGUGAACCCCUAGGCUCCAACCCAACUCUGGGGUGUGGACCUAGGGGUGAUCCAUGUUUUAAUUGCCCCCCAACAGUUCUGGUGAGUGCCAUGAAGUAGAAAUCAUUGUUCUAGAAUAGAGUUGUACAACAAAGACUGAAAAGGUCCUAAUCCAGGGCUAGGGUGUUACUCAAUUGGCCAAGGGUUUGUUAACAUACACAAAGCCCUGGGUUCAAACUUCCAGGGCUGUCUAAACCUGGCAUGGUGACACAUGCCUAUGAUCCCAGCACUCAGGAUAUGGAGGCAGGAAGAUUGGGAGUUCAAGGUCAUCCUCAGCUACAUAGUAAAUUUGAGGCCAGCUUGGGAUGUACAGCACCCUGUCUUGAAGAAUCAGGGGCAGGAGGUGGUAUAUAGAAUAAAUAAAAAAAAACAUUCUAAGUGGACCACAGAUUUAAUUUUGCUUGCCAGGCUGGCAAAAGCCUUCUCCCACCACAAACACCUGGUCUAUAAUGGAGUGGCUAAGAACUCACUUUCUGACCCCAGAAUAGCCCUCUGUCUGCAGAGGGAUAUUCAUGUUCUUGCCUCAGAAACUAUCUCCAUGGCUGCCCUUUAAACAAAACCAUUUGCCCUGAGGAUAGCCGAGGGCGUGAUGAGCAUCAGUGGAGGAUCCCAUGCUGUCCCUAGGUGUUCUUAGUCCAGAAAACUCACCUCGCAAAAUUCCCUGAG